Heterostelium album PN500 is the source of this 1662-nucleotide messenger RNA. Its product is annotated as Hsp70 family protein. The record is from RefSeq and is a predicted model, not a curated record. The transcript has 5 exons. Bases 1 to 1662 code for a protein of 553 amino acids. Gene Ontology annotation, molecular function: ATP-dependent protein folding chaperone; ATP binding. NCBI's taxonomy places the organism in Eukaryota, Evosea, Eumycetozoa, Acytosteliales, Acytosteliaceae.
AUGCAUAUUAAAAAAACACAUAUUGUAGGACUUGACUUUGGUACUCAUGGAAUUGGAAUCAGUCAUGCCAAGUUUCCUGAAGGAGAUAAAGAACUAGAGAUCUUUGCAAAAACAAAUUGGAAUGGUAAAGAGUAUGAUAAGACAUUGUCAUUUGUUUUAUUGAACAAGAAUAAAAAGCUUGUAAAAUUGGGAUAUGAAGCAAAGAUAUUUAUUAGUGAUAAUGAUGAAGAUGAUGAUAUUUUCCAAUACUCUGAUUUCAAGAUUUUAUUAUUUGAUAAAGAGAGAAGAGGAAAACCUAUUCCCUCAGAUAAUAAUAAGAAUGAAACAGCAUCGCUUCAUCAAAUUAUUUCAGAGGUUCUAAAGAGUCUGAUGGAAACUGCUAUAAAUGAAUUGGAUUGUAAAUACCAAAACCAGGUACCACUUGAAAAUAUUCAAUGGGUUAUAACAAUUCCAGCUAUUUGGGACAACUAUGCCAAACAAGUCAUGAGAGAAUGUGCAAUCAUGGCUGGACUUAUUCAUGAACAUGAUCAAACGUAUGAACCAGAAGCAGCUGCUUUGGAAUGUAUUUAUGGGAACAAAGGAAUGUAUAAUUUCAAGGAGGGUGACAAGAUUUUGGUUGUUGAUAUUGGUGGUGGAACUGCUGAUUUCGUUGUAUUACAAAUAGAUAAUAAAGAGCUAAAGCAAAUUGUUGCACCUUUUGGGUCAAAUUGGGGUGGUAAAUAUGAAUCUUUGGUUGGAAAAGAUAUUGUUGAUAAAUAUAAAGUGACUCCAAACUUUAUUGAAUUUAUCGAUAGAUUUGAAGAUAUUAAGAAAUCAAUUGAUUCUGAAUCAAACUCAAAAGCGAUAUUCUUAGACCCUAAACUAGUAUUUGAUAUGGAUGAAAAUACUUUCAAAACUAAAAUAUCAAUUUUCAAUACUAAUAGAAGUUCAAAUGUAUCAUAUAACAAUAAUACCAGAAAACUAACAAUUCCAAAGACUGUUUGGAUAAACUUCUUUACACCACUAUUUAAUUCAAUCACUGAUUGUAUUAAAGAUGAAGUAUCUAAAGAUUCAAUCAACAAUAAAUUGGAUUUUGUAUUUUUGAUUGGAGGAUUCAAUCAUAAUCAACUUCUUCGAUCCCAUAUUGAAAAGGAACUUAGUUAUACAAAUGCCAAAAUUAUCAGCUACGUUAGACCAGUCUUGGCAGUGUGUAUCGGUUCAGUUCGAUUUGGAUACAAUCCCAAAGUUAUCACAACACGUUGUCAACCAAUAACCCUUGGCAUUGCUACCUCAGUAAAAUAUGAUUCCGAUGUUCAUAAACUUUCAGAUAUUGUCGAAUUCGACGGUAAAUUAUAUUAUCAGAAGUCCUUUACUAAAUUUGUUGAGUAUCAAGAUUCCACAAACAUCGACGAAGAGUGGACAAAUGAAUUCCCACCACUGACAGAGAAAGUAGAAAACUCUUUGAUAUCUGUCUAUGGAGGUAAACGAAAAAAUAUUAAAUCCACUGUCGAAAAUGGUGUUGAACAUAUUGGUGACCUCGUUGUUGGAAUUGAUAUGUCCGUUCCAUACUCUGAAAGAAAAACUAUGGUAUCAAUGAAACUUGGAUUAACAGAGAUCACAGUUACCGCCAAAUGCAAGACAACCGGUAAGACUGUUAAAUCAGUCUUUAAAUUUAAAGCAUAA